UUUACGAACACUGAGAUUUACAAAAAAAAAAAAAUACAAAACAGGAUAUGAACAGUGUUGUUACUGGCAUAGUACUAAACAACUCGAGACUAAAGACUUCAAACUACGUAAACAAAUUCAAUCAUUUCAGUAAAAAGACGAGCGCGCUAUAGACAAUGCAGCAUACGGUACUGUUCCUAUGUUUUGUGAAAGUUAUUGAAACUAUGUACUAUGCAAAAAUAGGGAAACCAGGCUGCCUAUUGUACAACGGAAGUUGCGUUCAGGAAUGCCCGGAAAAUAUGCACCGUUUUAACAGCGAGUGCCGUCCGACACCGUCGCAGAGGACUUGCGACGAACCUGUAGCAAUAUCUAUGGGCACAAUAUGCGAUUGGUCGCGCUGCGAUUGCGAUUUCCCCUUCGUACUACACCCGCCGUCGGGUUAUUGCUUCGCUUACGAAGAUUGUCCCUGAUACGUUUUCUGAUUGAAUUUUCUCGUUAUCGGCAAAAUAUUGGUGUGUGGAGAAUUCACUAGAUAUAUGAAAUAAAUAUGAUUUAAACGCAAUCCUGUUUUGUUAUUGGAUAUUAAACCUUGUUUAGAACCGAUUUGAAUAAAUAAACAUUUAAAGUUUAACAUAGUUCUGGUAGUACUAUUA
Galleria mellonella (greater wax moth) is the source of this 632-nucleotide messenger RNA. RefSeq lists its product as uncharacterized. The transcript has 2 exons. The record is from RefSeq and is a predicted model, not a curated record. NCBI's taxonomy places the organism in Eukaryota, Metazoa, Arthropoda, Insecta, Lepidoptera, Pyralidae. The coding region runs from base 156 to 449 and encodes 97 amino acids.